AAUAAAUCAAAGAUGUCCGGUGUACUUUUGCAGUGGUUUUGACAGAUUGCGCAAUAUAUAAGUCGCUAGACAAGCACUACAAUUGUACCUAACAAACCAGUACGUCUAUAUAAUAUGAUACGACAAAAAGCAUUUAUCUUCUUGGGAAAAAAACCCAACACCGGCUAUAAAUAAUGCACAAUCUUGAUUAAUUUGGGAGGGUUCUGCAGUUCAUAUAUAUCUUAUGUCAGUUGUAUAUUCAAUUUAGUGUUACCCAAUCGAUACACAGAACGACCUAGCGGGGAAACGGGGGAUAUUGUGCAGAACAAACAGUCUGUCAGAUGUGCCAGUUUUUUUUACCCCCUUGAAUCAUUCAGUUCCUGUUCCCAGACUGACGUGAAGAAAGCGGGACUGAAGCGUUAGAGUACAAUGAAAAAUGUGUGGUUUAAGAGACGUGCAUAGUGAAUUCUAACGGGCGGGAGAGUAACUUAUGCAAUACAAGAUGCCCAGGAAAAAAUUAAAAGCUCACGAAAAGAUGUUUUCUAAAAUUGUGGAUAGAAUUGGACUGCAAUGGCAUGAUCAUUUCAAAAGACCUGGUUGUGAACAAUGUUGAAAUUGCUCUGGAGACGAGUGUCGCCAUGGAAACUGUGUCUCCUAUCUUCCUUGGUUGUCCUGGGUUUAAACGUGACCUUACAUUGGCGUUUUGACAAGCUAGAAUGGGGGGCGGAGGGGGUAGGGAAUUCUGACUGGAGGGGUCUUAGUGAACAGGUAUUUAGAUCCCAUGGGUUCCAUGGGACAUUUGAAAACCGUCUGCGAAAGCUAAUGGAGAAAUCCACAGACGUAGGGUUAGAUGUGAUCAAAAUUCAAAACGAAGCUCCUAUGUCAGUGUCUUACACAGAAAAUCUGAUCGAGUGUGAGGAUUUCGUGAAAAUAACGAACAGGACGUAUUUAGAGUCAGGCUGGACGAAGGCCGUGUAUAAAGGGUACUACAGGGGACACCCCGUCGCCAUAAAAACAGUAGACGUGAGAGGUCAUCAUUUGAGGUCGUGUGUGACCAAAGGUCGUAACCAUGGUGACUGUUACCAACUGGCAGCACAAAAAAUUGUGAAAGAGAUUGUUGUUCUACAGGCUAUUGCCCACAACAAUGUUGUUAAGGUGCUAGGAUUCUGUGUCCCUGGAACUAACAGAGACAUCCAAGAGGUUGCCAUGGUAACAGAGUUGGGUGAGGGUGUGGACUUGAUCAAACUCCUCCAGAUGUCCUGGGAGGAUCGCUUCAGGAUUUCGUACGAUAUUUCCUCCAUCAUUGAGUGGAUGGCUUCCAGUCACUAUGGCAGCCUCGCUAUGAACGACUUCCGCCGCCAACAGUUUGUACUGGUCAAUGGCUCUCUUAAACUCUCUGACGUUGACGAUUUGGGCUUUGGGGAUCCGGUCUGUGAAGUAGAUAAUGAAUGCACGUUACGUUUUGCGAGCUCCAACUUCACUCAAACAUUACCCUGUAAAGAAGGGAAGUGUUCGAAUUACAACGAGAUGAAAAACUUAUUUAACGGAGGUCGCCAUUUUACGACGUUUUUACUCCCCCAUGGUGCCCCCGAAUCGCUGCGCCCUCUAGUGGAUAGAGUUGUGGAUGGUUACAGUAAUCUCACACUUAAUUCUCGACAAAUACUUCGUUUGAUGAAGAAAAUCAAAAGUCUGUAUAUAUCAGGAAAGUACUUAAACAGGCCCAUUCAGCAGUUCUCUAAAGAUUACCAGUUGUAUCCUGCGAGUGACCUCCCCGGGAAGUUUGACUACAGGUGUCGCUUGUCGCUGUCCGGAUCGGGGUGUACUCGAUCAGCCUAUGACGUCAUGGAGGCCUCCACUAUCUGUGAUGCUGACCCCGAGUGUCGUGGUUUUGUUGUAUCCAAGCAGACAACGUGGUCAGGUCGCAUGCUGGUGCAUUUCAAAUCCGGUUAUGGUCAGCCAGAAAAGAAUAUCGACACCUCGCUUUACGUUAGAACCACGUGACAAAUGCAGUCAUUAGAUAUACACAUGCAAUGUUGUACUUCUGGAUAGAUAUUCACUUUGUUCUAGAUGAUUUUGAGAAAACUUAUGAAAGAUGAAGACAAUAUCGGUGUUCGAUUAAAAUGUAUACUCUACGAACAAAAACAAUUGAUACGAGAAUUAUUGAGACCUCUUCGCUAAAUGAAGAUGGUGCUGACGAAAGAUGACGUCAUAUUAUUGAUUGCCGAACACUGCAUUUAAUGUGAGGAUAAUGCCAGUAUAAAAUACUUCUGCAUGCAUAUCAUCUAUUAUUCUUUCACAUAGGCGUCGGAACCGGG
Magallana angulata is the source of this 2294-nucleotide messenger RNA. Its product is annotated as extracellular tyrosine-protein kinase PKDCC-like. Gene Ontology annotation, biological process: protein phosphorylation. The transcript has 7 exons. Lineage: Eukaryota; Metazoa; Mollusca; Bivalvia; Ostreida; Ostreidae. The record is from RefSeq and is a predicted model, not a curated record. Gene Ontology annotation, molecular function: ATP binding; non-membrane spanning protein tyrosine kinase activity. The coding region runs from base 586 to 1980 and encodes 464 amino acids.